AUGGUGCCUCGACACGAGCUUCAUCCUGUACAACCGCACGUCUUCUCCACAGACCACACCUCAUCGGAUCCAUCAUCACACUCCUCACGCAGCGACACGAAUGACGCAGACGAUGAGCGAUCCAUCUCAUCUUCCCAGACCAGCAGUAUGAGGUCUCUCAACCACGACGAUAACGCUGUGACAGGCCCACGACAACCUGCUUAUCCUGGAGAAGACACGCGACCCACCUCACGUAAGGAACUGGCAGGAUUUUAUGCGUAUAGCUUUGCCGCUGAGGUCUUCGUCGUCUGCGGUCUUGGAGCCUUCAUUCCCAUCACAUUGGAAGAACUCGCACGAGCCUCUUCCACUGCGGUCUUAGCUGAUGACCACAGUCAACCAUGUCGAUCGCCACGGAACCCUCUUGGUCCAGAAGGCCCGUCUAUGUCUCUGCGUGGAUUCAAUGCCAACAAGGAACAUGGCCAUCAGUGUGUCAUCCAAUUGCUCGGUCAUGAGGUCAAUACUGCCAGCUUCGCAAUGUACACUUUCAGCAUCAGUGUCCUGAUCCAAGCUCUGGUCGUCAUCACUAUGUCUGGUGCUGCGGAUCAUGGACGAUUCCGCAAGACGCUACUUAUCACCUUCGCAAUCGUUGGCUCGGUUGUAACGAUGCUUUUCAUCCUGGUCACGCCUACUGUGUACCUGCUUGGCAGCUUAUGGGCUAUCAUCGGCAACGUGUGCUUCGGUGCGAGUUUCGUGACCUUGAACUCCUUCCUGCCGUUGCUUGUCAGACACUAUCGUCUGGAGACUCCUGGUGAUGAGGCUGGAGCAAGAUUGCUUGAUGAGUACGAUGAGCAACUACCGAAUGAUCAAACUUCACCCAAUUCUCUUAUGCCCGAUGGCAGCACAGACCCCACAGAAGGACUAUUGCCAGGCGAGCAUACCGCACCAUUCUCAGCUUCAUAUGCUGCAGCUUCAGCAAACUCUCAGCUCUCCACUAAGAUCUCGUCGUAUGGAGUGGGCAUUGGCUACACCGCCGCGGUUCUCGUACAGAUUAUAUCGAUCUUCAUUCUCAUGGCUACACACCAGACACUUUUUUCCCUGCGGCUUGUACUCUUCUUUAUAGGAGGCUGGUGGCUGGUCUUUACAUUCCCAGCAGCACUUUGGCUGAGACCACGUCCAGGCCCACCACUGUCUGCAGGCAAAGAUGGCAAACCUCGAUCAUGGGCGAGCUACAUUGGCUAUUCCUGGGUCAACCUGGGUAAGACGGUCAUUCGAGCUCGAAGACUCAAGGACGUCAUGCUAUUUCUAGCAGCAUGGUUCAUGAUCUCAGACGGCAUAGCCACGGUGUCUGGCACAGCGAUACUGUUCGCAAAAACAACACUUCGCAUGGAAGGCUCGGCACUGGCGUUCAUCAACGUGAUUGUCACCUUGUCCGGCAUCGCAGGUGCCUUUACGUGGUCCACGGUAAGCCGGAUGAUGGAGCUGAAGCCAAGCCAGACUAUCCUGAUCUGCAUAUGCCUGUUUGAACUUAUACCGCUCUAUGGCCUGCUUGGCUAUAUACCAGCCAUACAGCGUUUUGGCUCCUUCGGCCUGCAGCAGCCAUGGGAGAUGUAUCCUCUGGGUGCCGUCUACGGCUUGGUCUUGGGAGGUCUAUCCAGCUAUUGUCGAUCUCUAUUCGGCGAGCUGAUACCUCCUGGCAGCGAGGCUGCAUUUUAUGCUCUAUACGCUAUCACCGACAAAGGGAGCUCGAUCUUUGGGCCGGCGAUAGUGGGUGCUAUUACAAAUGCUACGGGAGAUAUCAGACCGGCGUUCUUCUUUCUCGCUGUACUGAUUGGGCUGCCGAUACCGAUCAUGUGUCUCGUUAAUGUCGAAAGAGGCAGGAGAGAGGCUAUAGCACUGGCGAGAGAUACGACGGCACUUUCGCACGAGCUCUCGAAUGAGGACGCCACUUCAGAGUAA
Messenger RNA from Recurvomyces mirabilis, 1935 nucleotides. RefSeq names its product Autophagy protein 22 (gene ATG22). NCBI's taxonomy places the organism in Eukaryota, Fungi, Ascomycota, Dothideomycetes, Mycosphaerellales, Teratosphaeriaceae. The transcript has 2 exons. Gene Ontology annotation, biological process: amino acid transmembrane export from vacuole. Bases 1 to 1935 code for a protein of 644 amino acids. The record is from RefSeq and is a predicted model, not a curated record.